This is a messenger RNA of Drosophila yakuba, 10440 nucleotides long. RefSeq lists its product as uncharacterized. The transcript is spliced from 9 exons. Lineage: Eukaryota; Metazoa; Arthropoda; Insecta; Diptera; Drosophilidae. The record is from RefSeq and is a predicted model, not a curated record. The coding region runs from base 1040 to 8917 and encodes 2625 amino acids.
GUCCUUCAUUCCGUCGCGACCAGCGAGUAACGGCAUAUGAGCGCUCGCAGAGAAAUCGCUAAUCACGAACGGCGGACGACACAAACCCAAGAAGAACAGGCAGAGGGGAAAAAAAGAAAGCAAAAAAUGAAUAAGGAUUGCCAACAUCAGCAGCAGCAGUGAAAUAAUUAAACAAGUGCCAGGAUCGCGAAAAAGUGUGCUACGUUUUUUUUUUGCCAAGUUAUUUUCGAGUGAAAAGCCGUGAAAAACUCUGUGGACAUUUUGCCUUACUGGCGAACAUAAGCCGCAAAAGUAAACAUUCCCAGCAGAAAAUAAUACAACAGUGCUAGUAGCGUACUAAAAAAAAACAAGAAAAAUAUUAAAAAUAAGAAAAAAUCCCUGUGGCAGCGUUGCCACCCGGCGAAAGGACUGGAGCUUCAGCGAGUGGCUUUCGGCGAACGCGAAACCUGCAGAAUACAAUUGAAUAAGCGAAAAGCUGUAGAAAAGCAAUGCAACAACAACGACAACGAAAACAACAACAGCAAGCACAGCAGCAGCAGCAGCAGCAGCAACAACAACAAAAAGUGUAGUGGGUCGCACGCGCGACUUGUGUGUGUGAAUAAUGAAGAAGAAGCAGAAGCAACAACAACAGCAGCAGCAGCAGCAGCAGAGGCAGAGCAAGGCGCCAUCUGAAGCGGAAUCGGAGGCAGACCGCCCCGGCAGCAACAGCAGCAGCACCAACAACAACAAGCAUUCGCGUCGCAGCAGCGCCGGCAGCAACAAUAACAAAUAGCAAAAACUGAGCAGCGUUCGGCAAAGCGCAGCAACAGCAACAAAGGCAACACUAAAACUAACAGCAGCGACACCAAUUGCUACUGCAACACCAGCAGCAGAAACAACCAAGCGGCGGCAAGUCAGCAGCAGCAACAACAACAACAGCAGCAGCAAUCACAAGAACAAAAGCAAGCGCUGCAGUCGCAGUCGCAGUCGCAGCAGCAGCAGCAGCAGCUGCAGUAGCAGCAGCAGCAGCAGCAGCAGCAACGCUAGCGUCGGCAGCAGCAUGUCCAAAACAAGCAGCGGUAAUCCAGCAGCAGCAGGUGCAACAAAUGCCGCGAAUGCCGCUGAUUUCAGUGCUUUCGAUUUUAACGAUAGUUCCGAUAACUCUGACACGCCCCUCGUGCCACGCCCACCGUUCCUGAGUCGCGCCGCUGCAACGGCCGCCGCCGCAGCAGCAGCAGCAGCAGCGGCAGCAGCGCUCAGCAUCAGCAACAACAGCAACAAUUCGGCGGGAUCAGCGGGCCAGCAGCCGCACAGCACUAGCAGCAGCAGCAACAACAACAAUAACAAUGGGGCUAACACUGUUAACAGCAACAACAACAACAGCAACAACUAUGGGCACAGCAGCAGCAGCUCGCAGAGCAGCAUGGACGAAGAGGAGGACGACGAGGAGGAGGACGAAGAGGAGGAGGAGGAGCAGGAUGUGUCGCAGCAACAACAGCAGCAGCAGCAGCAACAGCAGCAACAACUGGCGGCGGAGCAGCAGCAACGUGCUGCAGCAGCGGCAGCUGUAGUUGCAGCGGCAGUUAGUGCGCUGCACAACGGCAACAAGCAGCAGCACUACAACAACAAUAAUAACAACAACAACAAUAACGGCAGCACCAAGUCACGAGAUCGCGCCGAUCAUCAUCUGCAGUCACAGCAGCAGCAACAGCAGCAGAUGCAGCAAGCGCAACAGCAGGCACAAGACGAUGACGAGGAGGACGACGAGGAGGAGGGCGAGGAGGACGAUGAUGAGGAUGACGAGGAGCAGCACCAUCAGCAGCAACAGGGCAAUGGGCAUGAUCUCACGCCCACGGACCUGCGACAUGUGUUGCCUGCGAGCAACAACAUGCAGCAGCAACAGCAUACGCAGCAGCAACAGGAGCCGUCUGUCUACGACGAUGAGGGUGAGGAGGAGGACGAGGAUGAUGACGACGACGACGAGGUGGCCAGCAGUCAUCUGGACAGUCGCGCCACCCUCUCCUCCGCCCAUCUAAGCAGUGCGGCCGCCGCCGAGAGCAGCGGCUUGCAUAUGAGCGUUGCAGCAGCGGCAGCUGCAGCAGCAGCAGCAGCGGCAGCAGCCGCAUCCGCAGCCAAGCUGAAUGCCCAGCUGGAGCAGCAGAGUAGUGGCAAUGCCUUGGACAUGGCCAGUGGGAGCGGUGCCACGCCCAUUGCGCCGCCACCGCCCAGUAGUUUGCUGGGCGGUAACAGCAACACGAGCUUCUCCACGAACAACAACAGCAACCACGCGCUCAGCUCUACGCACGGCAGCUUGGGCGCCGGCGGUCAGGGCACCAAUUGCAGCAACGAUCUGAUGGCCACCGGUGGUGGUGGCAACUCCCGCGGCGGUUCCUCUUUAAGUCUGGGCAUCAACUCCUCCAGUGCGGCGGCACUGCAGCAUCAGCAUCAGCAGCAACAGCAGCAGCAGCAACAGCAACAGCAGCAACAUGGUGGCGGCAGCGGGGGCAGCGGGGGCAGCAGUGCGGCCAGCGAGCGGAGAAAGUACCGGCAUCAGAACUACAGUAAAAACAUCUACAUAGGCACCAAGAACGCCGAGAAGUGGGAGCACAUGCGCACCCGGCUGCAGUUCAAGAACGAUGUGGAGUUCGUUGCCUACCUUUUGAACCUGGCGGAUAACGACACGGAUCGGCUGAACAACCUGCCGCCGCCCUCGCCCGCGAACACGCCCACAAAAGGCUUCGAUGGCAACUUUAAGCUGGAGCCAAAUCUCAGCGCCAAGGACUUUGCCGCCCCCGGCGAAUCCUCGAUCAAUGGCAACGGCAGCGGAAAUGGCAACGCGAGCGGAAACGGAAAUGGCGACUCCGCCUCGGUGGCCUCCAUGCCCAUGGCCACGCCCACACCGCCACAACGCAAGCGCUACAAGAAGCGAGUGCAAUUCACCUCGGAGGCGCUAAACGGAUUUGCGGGCAAGACCAAAUCGGGCUCGGGAUCUGGCGGAGCGGGUGGCGGUUUCAGCUACGCCAAGUCCAAGAAGCAGGAGGCCAAGGCGGCGACGGCGGCACUGAAGGCCAGCGCAGCAGCGGCAGCGGCGGCAGCCGCCUCCUCCGCCCUGCCCGAGGUCCUUGACUGCCGCAUCGCCGAGAAGAUCAAGAGCGAACUGGAGGCGAACAGCAAGGAGUCCCUGCCGAAUGCCCUGUGCCUCAAAAAAGCAGCAGCUGCGGCGGCGGCAGCGGCAGCGGCUGCAGCAGCAGCAGCAGCAGCUGCAGCGGCCAAUGGAAGCGAGGAGGAGGACGAGGACGAGGACCAGCCGCCGCAUCCCCACCUACUGCCAGUCCUGCCGCCCGGCGAUGCCGUGGAUGGCAUCACCGCCAGCAAUGGACAGGCGGGCAACUUCCAUGUGCGCUCCAAGUCGCAGGGCUCGAAGAAAUCGCAGGCGGCCAAAGCGGCGGCGGCGGCCAUGAUGCCACCCAAUUCCUAUGAUGAACACGAUGACGAACCGGUUGGCGGAUUGGGCGGUAACGAUGAGGACGACGAGGAUGAUGAGGAGCUGGACGAGGAGGCGCUGGCCCGCGAAAUGAAAAUGGAGCAGAAUUUCGUCGAGGAGGAGGACGAGCACGACAUUGCCUUCCGGUCGCAUCAAUCCUGCCGCGAGUGCUCCAUUGCCCACGAUCACAAGCUGUGCCCGCUGCGCAAUGCCUGCGGCAAUGUGACCGAUGCCGUGGAUCUGGGCGAGUGGAUAGAGCGCCGCAAUCUGGAGGCACUGGCCAAACUGAAGGCCGAUGCGCAGCGGCAGGCGAAACGGGCCAGCGGAAGACAGCGGCACGAGGACGACGACAUGGAGGAUAUGGAGGACAUGGACAUGGACAUGGACGAGUCGUCGCAGCUGUCGGAGCUGGAGACCAAGCCGCUGAUCACCUUCGCCGAGGCCUCCGUACCGGCGGAAUUCGAACUGCACAACGUGGAGCCCAAUGUGACCGGCGUUUUCGCUCGCACCGAGGUGCGUGCAUUCACCAAACUGGGUCCACUCAUCGGACAGCCGGUGCAGACCGGCGAGGUGCGCGAGGGCAGCGACAUGAAGUGGAUCUUCGAGAUGUGCGAGGCCGGGGCGGACAAGUCGUAUCUGCUGUGCUGCGACAAUCCCAAUGCCUCCAAUUGGCUGCGUUUCGUGCGACCGGCUCCCAGCUACGAGGAGCGCAACGUCAAUCUGGUGUCCAUCGAUCGGCAGGCGUACUUUGUCAGCUGCCGCGAUCUGCGGAAUGGUAUGGAGCUGCUCUACUGGAGCGACGACUGCAACACCAUGUGGCGCAAGAAGCACACGGAAAAGACGAAUUGCGGCGGCUGCAAUCUGAAGUUCGAGCACCCGCUGUACUAUCGCACCCACUGCUCCGUCUUCCAUGAUCCAUCGAUGAGUUUGACCAUCCGCAAGUACCAUUGCAAGGUGUGCGGAGAGCCGGUGCUGGGCAAGGAUAACAUCAUGAAGCAUGCGGCAGAGAAGCACGACGGCAAGGGGGCGUACCAGUGCCAAUUCUGCAGCAAGUUCUUCCUGCGGCUCAACUACCUGGAGAUGCAUCGCACCUAUGGAUGCGCCUCGAAUCCGAAUCGUUCGCGACCGGUGUGCGAUUUUUGCGGUCGCAAGUUCUGUCAGCCGCAGAAACUGAAGGCGCACAUUAAGCGCAUGCACAGCGAUAUGGCUGAAGUUUUACGAGAUUUUCAGUGUAAAUUAUGUUCAAAACUUCUAGGAUCGCGAGCGGCACUGCAGCGCCACUCGAAGGAGGUGCACAGCCGCAACUCGACGGUGGUGAGCUGUCCGCGGUGCCAGAAACUCUUCCAGAAUCGCAGCAAUCUCAAGAUCCACAUGCUGACCCAUUCGGGCGUCAGGCCGUUCAAAUGCGCCGAACCGGAGUGCAAUGCGGCGUUCACCACCAAGCAGUGCCUGCAGUUCCACUACAAGAAGGUUCACAACUACACCCAGGAGCAGAUGCCCAAGAUCGAGCGGAGCGUGGCCUACACCUUCGAUGCCUAUUCCGGCGGCAUGAAGGUCGAUUUUCUGGGUAAGCAGACGGCGACGGCUACGCCGGCGUCAGCGGCAUCGGCGCAGGCGCAGCCACGCCCUAAUGCGGCCGUCGUCUCCCCCUCCUCGUUCACAGAGCAAGCACCGCGCCGGCGGCGCAAGAGCCUCGAGGACCAGAGCUCCAUGCUCAGCGGUUCGCUGCAGAGCGACGCGGAGUUCAGCGAUGACAACCUGUUCGAGGCGAUCAAGAAGAGCGGCAAGUCGAUCAAGGACCUGUGUCGCAAUGAGCCCAAUCUCUCGCUGCUCAGCUCCAAGAUCUCCAGCAUAUUCGGUGACAAGGUGCCAUCGGCAACAGCCUCACUUUCCGCUUCCGUUUCCGCUGUCGCCUCCACGGGCGGUCGCAAGCGGAAGCGCAAGAAGGAGCCGGGCGUGACGGCCCAGCAGCAACUCCAUCUCCACCAGCAGCAGCAGCAGCAGCAACAGCAACAGCAGCAACAGCAGUCGCAGCACCAGCAGUCGCAGCACCAGCAGCAGCACGCCCAGCAGCUGCAACACCAACAGCUGCAGCAGCAACACGCCCAGCAGCAUCAGCAGCAGCAGCAGCAACACCAUCUACACCAGCAGCACCAGCAGCUGCAUCACGAUCCGCAGCAACAGCAUCCGCAGUACCAUCCGCACCAGCUGCACGCCCAUGCGCUGCCACACCAGCAGCAGCAGCAGCAACAGCAGCAACAACAGCAGCAGCAGCAGCUGCACGGCGAUCCCGACGACGACGACGUGGAGAAUGCACGGCUGGAGCAGGUGCGUCGCAAGCAGAACGCCCAGCUGAGCCUGGUGGAGUCCUUCCUCACCACCACCGCCCAGCGAUUGAGUGCCCAGCAGCAGGUGCAACAGGUGGUGGCGGCAGCGGCAGCGGUCUCCGCAAUGGCCGGAGCUGGCGAGGAUCCAGCCAAGCUUGGCCACAUGAUGGGCCACAUGGGCGUCGGUGUGGGCGUGGGCGUGGGCAUGGACGAGGAGGAAGACGAUGAUGAGGACGACGACGAUGGUGGCGGCGGUGGUGGCGGUGGCGGCGGCUCGGCUGUGCAACACCAUCCGCAUGUACACGCCCACCAAGCGCACCACUCGCACGUUCAUGCGCACGCCCACCCGCACCACGCCCACUCGCACUCGCACGCCCACCCGCACCAGCAUCCCGCCGGCCAGGGAGCGGGCCAGCAGGACUACCGCCAUGCGGCGGCCAUGAACGCCGCUCUCGGCCAGAAUCUGGUGGUCAGCAAGGGCAGCAAGAAGUGGAUCCAGGAGGUGCAGGACUCCAGCGAUGUCGGCGGCGAGGGAGCGGGCGGCGGUGGCGGUGGUCCUGGCGACAGCGGUGGCCCAGGUGGUGGUGCCUGCGGUCAGCUAACCGGUGGUUCUGGUCCAGGUGCGGAUCUGGGAUUCGCUGUGCCGCCGAGCGCCGUCGAUGAGCACAGCAAGCUGCUCGGCCAGAAUCGUGACUUCCUUGCCCGCCUAAUGAGCAGCGCCAGCGCCAGCCACGCCCAUGCGCACGCCCAUGCCCAUGCUCAUGCCCACCAGCCGCAUCAGCCGCACCAGCAGCACCAGCAUAGCGCCCACAGCCGCGAGGAGGACGAGAACAGCUCCUUCCUGGACGUCGUCGAGUCGAACAACAAUGCUGCAGCCGCCGCCGCCGCAGCAGCGGCCAUGUCGCACUACGGCGGCGGUACGGGCAGCGGUAGCGGUGGCGGCGGCAGCGGCGGACAAACGCCAACGGGUCCAGCGACCGGCGGCACUGUCGCCGGUGGCGAUGAGCCCCAGAUGCAGAUGAACUCCCUGGCCCACUCGCAGUCCUUCAUGAGCUCCUUCUACAACAAUGCCAAUGCCCGUGUGGGCGGAGUGGGCGGCGGUGUGGGCGUGGGCGUCGGCGGUGGCUCCUCGUCCGCCAGCAUGCUCGUGGAGGCGGCCCUCAACUCCGUUGGCAAUAUGAUUGACAGCGAGAGCAGCGACCUCAAGGUACCCACCGACAACCACAUAAACAGCGACAGUCCCAUGAGUGCCCACGUGGAUGCCGAGUCGCAGCGCUUUGGAGCGGGCAGUGCCGGCGGAGCGGGAGGAGGAGGAGGAGGCGGUGGUGGUGGUGGUGGCGGCGGCGGCGGAAGUAGCGGUGGAUCUUCGGGCGGUGCGAAUGGCAGUGGUGGCAUCGGUGGCGCCAUGGACAACCUGGAGAACGAGCUUAAGAUGAUGAAGAAUCUGGGCAGUUUUCCGAUGCAGAUUCCGCCGCUGCCAAUGUUCCAGGGUGCAUGCAACAUAUCGCCCAGCGCCUCGACGCCAACGAAUCCGCAGAGUAACCAGAAUCAGAACGAUGUGGACGUGGAUGCGGGCAGUACGCCGCGACCGCAGCAUCCGGACUCAGAUGGCUUCUCCUCGUCGCACCACCGCACACCGCCAUCGCCACCGCCCAUAUCUCCGGGUCGAGAUUACGGCGGUAUGUUCGGUGCCGGCAAUGGUGGUGGUGGUCCCGGCUCGAACAGCACUCCGGCUGGCAGCUCCAGUGGUGGUGGCGGCGGAGGAGGCGGUGGUGCCGGCGGAGGCGGUGCAAACAGCAUGUCCGCCUCAUCGCCACUGCCCGCCCUGCAGCCGCAGAGGAGGAACGCCUCCAGUGUGGGCAGCACCUAUCCGGAGCACGAGCUCAUCUCGCCGGCCUCCUCGCCGAGCAUACCGCGCUACAACUUCAACGGCGACAUGAUGCGCCACAAGCGGGCGGUCCAGGAGCAGGAGCACCAGGAGCGCCAGCGGCAGAACAUCUCGCGGCACAACCAGAUGUCCAGCGACGAGGAGAACAGCAUAAUGCCACAAAACAGCAGCGCUGGCCAGGACAUGCGCAUGAAGUUCCCGCAAUCGCAGAUCGACCUGAUGUACUCCAAGUACGAGAGCAUGGCCAGCAACCUAAAGUACAACAGCCAGGACCUGGACUCGCCGGCGGAGUAUCGCCAAAGUGGCGCCGGCAACGGUGGCAAUGCGGCAGCCAGCGCAGCAGCUGCUGCGGCAGCGGCGGCCAGUGCCGCCAACGAUCUAUCCGAUCUCCAGGGACUGGACAUGAGCUCCAGAUCGAAUGCGGCCAGCAGCAAUUACCAUCACAACUUCCAGUUGCCGAGCAGUCGCUAUCACCAUCACAUCUACGACAUACUCUCCGAUCGCGAACAGCAGAGCCAGCAGGCACAGCAGGCCGGCGGUGCGGUGGUGGGCGGCGGUGGUGGCGGUGGUGCUGGUGGUGCCGCCUCGGUGGUGCAUCAGCAGGAGCACGGCCAUGGCCAGCAUCAUGCGAUGCAGCAGCACCAGCAGUCGGCGGCCGCCAUGCACAACAUGCUCAGCGAGCAGCUGGGCGAGCAGGAGCACGACCAGACCACAUCGGUGGAUCUAAGUCGAACGGCCAACUAUGUGGUGUCGUCGCCACCACAAUUGCCCUACAAUCAUCCCACGCAUCACGAUAUGCUGCGCAUGGCCUCGCUGGAUCUGACACCGAAUACGGCCAACAUGGCGGUGGGCAACAAUCGCUCCUUCCUCUCCUCGCAGAUGCAGCACCAGAGUCGCGAGAGUUUGGAGCACCAUCGUCUGCUGUCGACGGUGGAGCAGCAUCGCAUACUGGCCGCCUCGAAUGCGGCCGAUCAGCACCGCCUCCUGGUGGAUCCCACGGCCCAUCUGCUGAUGGAGCAAAACAAUCGGCUGCUGGGCACCGCGGAUCAGUCACGCCUCCUGGGCGAAUCGGCGGCGGCAGCGGCACAAAAUCGUCACAUGGCCAGAAGCUUUGGUGCCUACCACCAGGUGGCGUCCAGUAAUUACCAUCCGGGCGUUAGGCCACCGCCCGUCCUGCCAUCCGCCAACCACCACGCCUCCAAUCCGUCGAACUACCACCCCUUCCCUGCCUACUACUAAUCGGGAAUCGGAACUCGGGAUUUGGGAUUCGGGAUUGGGGACUAGGGAACAUGGACGUUCGGAUAAAAGUGCACUUUGUGGGCUCCAAGUGGAGGACAUCCUGAACCGCGCCAGCGAAAUGCAGUAGUUUAAUUUAUAGUUUUUUUUUUUUUUUUUUUUUUUGAAAGUCGCUUUAAUUUUGUGCAGAUUCCAAAGAACUUAUACUUGAUAAUGUGUAAAAUAUAAAAUAUAUAAAAUUGGUUUGCUGCAUAAAAUUUAAUAUAAGUUUUCAUUAAAGAGUUUGCAAAAUCAAAUGGAAAACUGAGAAAAUGUCACAAUUCACCAUAUUAUUUUUAAUGAUUUAAAAACAAAAAAACUUGAUAUUCUUUGGAAAAUGUACGCUUACUUUUAUUUUACAAUUCCUGUCUAGUCAAAAAGUUUUAAGCGAUUUACUGAAUGCUCUGAAGCGAAAUUAAAAAAUUUCGAAUGUUCAUUUCGAAAUGUGUGCCAAUAUGUCUAAGUGUAUUUUAUGUUUAGCUGGCAAAUCGAUUUUGUAUUUGUACACAAUAAUAAGAAGAAAUAUGUAUAGUUGUAUAGGAAGCAUAAUUAUAAUAAAUAUAUAAAUAUAACCCAGAAAUGAACAGAAUGCGACAGAAUACAUAUAGAUAACGAUAAAAACAUAAGCCUGAUGAGAACAUUUUUUUAAACGCAAAAAUUUGCCGCUGAGUUUGGAUAGAAAAAAGGUAAUAAUAAUAUAAGAAACGAUGUUGAUAAUAAUAUUUUUACACCAAGUGAAAGUAAAUGCAUAUAAACGAGUACAAAGUGUUACACGAGGACGGAAACUUCAAGCUCCCAAUAUUCGGCUUUCCAAUUCCAAUUCCAAUUUCCCCAUCAUCUUCAGCUUUUCCCAUCCUAAAACUGCAAACUCAGCGAUCCAAAGAAUAUAAAAAAAAAAUAAAAAAAAUGAAAACGGCACAAGAAGAUGCACACUAUAUGUGUAUGUAAAGCAGAAUAUAUAUAUAGAUACAAUACGCGACCGAUCAGGAACUUAGCUCAAGCAUCUUUAACACAUAACGGAAUGAGUUCGAGAAUUCGAAGUCUUUUUUUUGUACUUUUUAAUUAUAAAUAAUACGUAUCCAGUAUAGGGUAUAGGGGCUAUAUAUCGAUAUAAACUACCCAUAACUGUACUAAAUGGUAUUUGUACAACUAAGUUAUGAUUUAAUGUACAUUAUUAAAUUUAUAUAAGAGCGUAGAAGGCGAUAAAGGAGAGGAAAUACAGCAUAAUGAAACGAGAUAUACAACACAUACAACAAAAUAAAAAUUGAAAAUGAAAAUAAGAAACCAAAAAACAAAAACCACGAUGAUAAUAAAUAUAAACAAACACAAACACACACAAAGAGAGAAGGGGAGAGAGAUCGCUGAUCUGAUCCACAUGAUAUAUAUGUAUAUGUAUAUGUAUACACCUAUAUAUGCAUAUGGCGUAAUCAAAUUAUCGAUUAUUAAUAAACCGUAAAUCGAACAAUUAUUUGAAAGGAAACCACAAA